AUGGGCGUCGAGCUGCGAUGCGCAGCGGAGGUUCGUCCUCCGGCAGGGUCUCGCAAGCUGAGAAGGAGUUCGACACAUCCGACAUUCCGACUCCUCGGAAUCGGAAGCCUUGCUAAGAGUAAACCACCGCUAAGAUUCACCACCGUCUUGGCAAAAUGUCGCAAGUACCCUGCACACUGGGCCCUGCCGUCUCAGACGUCGGACGGUAUGGCGACCGGUGAGAGGCGAUCAGAUCUCAGGUUGCUCAGGACGUCAUUGAUUCUGGACCAAGGCGACACACUCACGACUCGCCAUGGAGACUGUCUCAGACUGUGUACUUACAACGCGAGAACAGUUUCUACAGACGCUGACCUGCAUGCCCUUCUCGGAGCUGCAGAGCGUAUCAAAUUUCACGUGAUUGCUCUGCAGGAGACCAAGUGCAGAAGGAGCGACGUACGACAGAUGAAUGACGGUACACUCGUCAUUCGUGGAGAGAAGGUUCCGUCGCGAAAUGUAGGCGGUGCUGCAUCAACAGCUGAUGAAUCCGAAUUGGACGCGUUUUACGAGGAGCUGGAGGAAGUAGUCCGCAACGAGAAGUCCUUCUACAAAUUCGUUGUCGGAGACUUCAACGCAAAACUAGGAAAGGCCACAGAAGAGGAAUACAGGAUUGGAAGAUUUGGACCAGGGGACCAAAAUGAAAAUGGCAAUCGUCUCGCUGAGCUGUUGUCCGCCGCUCGCCUCUUUCAUGCGAACUCUCUUUUCAUGAAAAAAGAUCAUCGUCGUGGUUCUGAUCACCGUCUAGUUCGUGCGAAAAUACGUCUUAGCCACACGAUGGAAAAGAACAUCUGCUAUCGGCAACGAAGGAGAAAAGAAGUCGUCUACGACGAUUGCGUACUCGAGGACUCCCUGUCCCAAGGUGACUGGCACAUCGAGGAGGACCCAAACGUGGACUACGAGAUGCUGCUCAGAGGAUUACGAGCCUGUGCUGAACGUGCCUCGAAGUCGCGCACGACAAACUUGGAUCGAAUUUCGAAGACCACCAAGGAAUUGUUAGGAAGAAGAAGGGCUUUGAGGCUUGAUCCGAAUGCAUCGCACAUUGAGCGGUUAGUAGCAAACACUAGCUGCAGAAAAGCGUUGCAGGAGGAUCUUUUGAAGUACAGGCAGAAGAAGAUUCUAGAAGCAGCACAAAGAAGAACGAGUCUAAAGAAGUGCCGCAGGGACCUCCGCGAAUAUAAUAUUCCGCUAGCAACCUUGCUGAGCGAAGACGGGACUCGCACGUCUUCUCGUCGUGAGAUGGAAAUCAUUACGGAGAGGUUCUACUCGAACCUUUUCCGUUCAUCAACUCCUGUGUCAAGCCCGAUCAUCCCCACUGGCGAAGCUUUACCACGGAUUCUCCCUUCGGAAAAAGAAAGGAUCCCAGACCAGUGGAAGACCUCGCGAACCGUUCUUAUCCAUAAGAAAGGUGACCGAGAGGACCUUCGGAACUACCCUCCGAUAUGCUUACUGAGCAUGUUAUACAAAGUAUUCACCAAGAUCAUCCUCACCCGCAUAUCUAGGACGCUGGAUGAAGCCCAGCCUCAAGAACAAGCUGGAUUCCGCAAGGGGUUCAGCUGCUUGGACCACAUCCAGACCGUGUCGAGGGUCAUAGAGGUUUGCCGGGAAUACCGCCUGCCCCUUGUUCUAACCUUCGUCGACUAUGAGAAAGCCUUUGACAGCGUAGAAACGAAUGCAAUGCUAUCAGCGCUGGUCGAUCAAGAUGUGGACGCGUCGUAUGUGAGGGCAUUAGCCAAUUGCUACGAUCGAUGCACGACUAGGAUACAGCUUUUUCACCGCCCUCUCACCAUACUCAUUGGAAAGGGGGUACGACAAGGCGAUACUAUAUCGCCGAAGCUGUUCACAGCUGCAUUGCAAUGGAUAAUGAAAUCACUGGGAAGAAAGGGGCAUACGUGUUGA
Messenger RNA from Necator americanus (New World hookworm), 1932 nucleotides. RefSeq lists its product as uncharacterized. NCBI's taxonomy places the organism in Eukaryota, Metazoa, Nematoda, Chromadorea, Rhabditida, Ancylostomatidae. The coding region runs from base 1 to 1932 and encodes 643 amino acids. The record is from RefSeq and is a predicted model, not a curated record. The transcript is spliced from 5 exons.